AUGGAAGAACAGGCAGCGAGCAAGGAGCGGCUUCAGCGGGCGCCCUUCGAGACGGCGCUGCAUCACGCCGGGUACGGCUGCUUCCAAUGGCUUCUGCUGAUGUCCUGCGGCGCCAUCUACGCGGUGUGCGCGCUCAGCACCACGACCCUCAGCUUCGUGCUACCGGCAGCCGAGUGCGACUUCAUGCUGUCCUCUAGCGACAAGGGCAGGCUCACUGCCACACCGCUCAUCGGCAUGUGCGUGGGAUCGUACUUCUGGGGCAACCUAGCGGACGCGCGUGGUCGAAAGAAGGCGAUCGUAGGAGCCCUCCUACUUGAUGCACUAGCAGCUUUCCUCUCCAGUCUGGUGCAGUCUUUCCCAGCAUUUCUGGCCUGCAGGUUUUUCUCCGGAUUUGGCAUCAUUGGUGCCACGGGUCUCAUAUUCCCGUACUUUGGAGACUUCCUAUCCCUAAGGCACAGGGAUGUCAUGCUGUGCAGACUUGAAGUGUUCUGGACCUUUGGAACCAUCUUAUUGCCAGGAAUCGCCUGGCUCAUCAUCCAGGACCCUCGUUUCAACCUCACGGCACCGGAUGCUGAUUUCCAGUACACAUCUUGGCGUGUGUUCGUCGCUGCGUGCGGCAUACCAAGUCUGUUGGUAGUAUUGCUGAUAUUUCCAUUCCCCGAGAGCCCCAGAUAUCUCCUACACGCAAACAAGCCGGAGCAAGCGCUUCAAGUGCUGCAAAGGAUUUUCACUGUCAACACCAAGCUAGAACAGAAAGACUUCCCGGUGGAGUCCAUGAUCUGCGCUGGUGAUGAAGGUGAGGAGGAGGAGAUUGUGUCUGCAGACACUAACGGAAAUGAGACGAAGGCGCCCCUGACCUGGAGCAAGCGUUGGCACGCCUUUUGGGUCAGGAAGAAGUUGCUUGUCACUCCGCCGUACAUAGGCCUCCUAGUGCUGUGCUGCUUCGUUGAUUUCGGUCUGAUGUUCAGUUACUACACGCUGAUGAUGUGGUUUCCGGAUUUAUUUGAGAGGUUCAGCCAGUUCUCGUCGCUGUACCAGGGUGUUUCUGCCGGAGUCUGUGAGGUUUCCGCCAACGUCACUAGGAGCGAAAUAGAUGGUCGGCCAGACUGUCCGCAGAACAUCGACGACGACGACAAGGUAUACAUCCACACGUUGGUGGUGGCUCUCAGCUGCGUGCCCACGGCGCUGUGGGUAGGCCUCACCAUCAAUGUCGUCGGCAAGAAGCUUAUGCUAGUUAUGAUGCUGAUCAGCUCUGGGCUGGCAGCGUUGGGCUUGAACCUGGUGCGGUCUUCUUUGGAGAAUCUUCUGCUCUCCUGCGUAUUUGAGGCAAUCGUGAGCUGUACAGAGGCUGUACUGUUCUGCGUCAUUUGCGAGAUAUUCCCAACCAACGUAGCCGCAACAGCCAUGGCAGUGACGGUGAUGAGUGGACGCGUGGGCGCAAUCGUGGGCAACGUGGUGUUCGGCGCGCUAGUUGAUCAGCAUUGCACUGUUCCUAUAUACAUGUUCGGAACGUUGCUUAUAUCGAGCGGUUUGCUGUGCACAAUUCUGCCCAAGAGCACGAGACCAGAGCGGCCGCAG
Messenger RNA from Iphiclides podalirius (scarce swallowtail), 1578 nucleotides. The record is from the annotation of a GenBank genome assembly. NCBI's taxonomy places the organism in Eukaryota, Metazoa, Arthropoda, Insecta, Lepidoptera, Papilionidae.